Molecule: messenger RNA, 3773 nt
Organism: Podarcis raffonei (Aeolian wall lizard)
Lineage: Eukaryota; Metazoa; Chordata; Lepidosauria; Squamata; Lacertidae
Gene: NR4A2
Product: nuclear receptor subfamily 4 group A member 2
Exons: 8
Coding region: 358-2466 (702 amino acids)
Biological process (GO): central nervous system neuron differentiation; regulation of transcription by RNA polymerase II; dopaminergic neuron differentiation
Cellular component (GO): transcription regulator complex; nucleus
Molecular function (GO): RNA polymerase II cis-regulatory region sequence-specific DNA binding; nuclear receptor activity; nuclear glucocorticoid receptor binding
Source: RefSeq, a predicted model, not a curated record
UCGAGGUGCAUGUUGGCUGGGCAAAAGGGAGCCCACAUAAACAAAGGCACAUUGCAGGCAAGGGCCAGUCCGUCCGGCUUGCUCGCCCCGCGCUGCGCUCUCGCGCCGCACUUCCUGGAGAGAGAAGGAGUGCGUGGCGCCCGGCGCCGAGAGGAGAGGAGAGGCGGGCGCGGAGGGGGCGCGCGUGCGGGAGACAGGCAGCCCGGCAGCCAAGCAGGCAAGCAGGCGGAGAGAGCGACCGAGAAGACGCCGCCGCAGCAGCAGCCGGGGAUCGCGCGCUCUCGCUUGCUCUCCGCUCGCUCGCUUUACCUCGCCCAUCCGCCCCUGGGAAUCGGAGCUACUACUCCCCACCGGUGAAUGAAUGAAACAGCCACAGCCCAACAAGGAGCACCCGGGUCACUCUGGAGUCCGCAGCGCUUCCCUCCCGUCUUGGCAACCUGUCCCUCCAUUGAAUUCCGACGCUGUCCGCCUUUAGCCCCCCCGAAAACGCCUCUCACUCGGCUGAAGGUGGCCAUGCCCUGCGUCCAGGCUCAGUUCGGGUCCUCGCCGCAAGGAGCCAGCCCGGCCACGCAGAGCUACGCUUACCACCACUCGGCGGCUGCCGGGGAGUACAGCUCGGACUUCUUAACGCCCGAGUUUGUCAAGUUUAGCAUGGACCUGACCAACACUGAAAUCACUGCCACCACUUCUCUCCCCAGCUUCAGUACGUUCAUGGACAACUACGGCGCCGCCGCCGCCGCAGCCGCCGCGGGCUACGACGUCAAGCCGCCUUGCCUGUACCAAAUGCCCUCGCAGCCGCCGCCUCCGCCUCCGCCACCCCCGCCGCCGCCCCCGCCGCCCUCCAUCAAGGUCGAGGAGUUGCCCCUGCACGGCCACGCGCACGGCUACCCCCCUCCGCCGCCCCAGCAGCCGCCGCCGGCCGCCGGGCCGCAGCAGCCCGACGAGCUGGCCGUCUACUACAAGCCGUGCUCGUCGCCGCCAGCCCCGACCGCGGGCUUCGCCCCCGGGCAGAGCGUGUGGGACGAGGCGGGGCCCCUGCACGGCUUCCACCACCACCAUCAUCACCACCACCAUCACCACCACGCGCAGGCCUACGGCGGAGCGGCGGCCGUCGGGGGCGGCGGCGGCGGCGGGAUGCACAAAGCGGUGGCCCCGACGGCCGUGCCGCGCCUCUCGCUCUUCUCCUUCAAGCAGUCUCCGCCAGGCACGCCAGUGGGCAGCUGCCAGAUGCGCUUCGACGGGCCCCUGCACACCCUGCCGCUCAACGGCGAGCCCGGCGGGCCCCACCACCAUCACCACCACCACGACGGGCAGCCCUUCGCCCUGCCCAACCCCAUCCGCAAGCAGGCCGCCGCCGUCGGCUUCCCCGGGCUGCAGAUCGGGCACGCUUCGCAGCUCCUGGACGCCCAGGUGCCGUCGCCGCCCUCGCGGGGCUCGCCCUCCAACGAGGGGCUCUGCGCCGUCUGCGGGGACAACGCUGCCUGCCAGCACUACGGCGUGCGCACCUGCGAGGGCUGCAAAGGCUUCUUCAAGCGCACCGUCCAGAAAAACGCCAAGUAUGUUUGCCUAGCGAAUAAAAACUGCCCCGUGGACAAACGCCGCCGGAAUCGGUGCCAGUACUGUCGCUUUCAGAAGUGCCUGGCAGUCGGCAUGGUCAAAGAAGUGGUUCGCACAGACAGUUUAAAAGGCCGGCGGGGUCGCUUGCCGUCGAAACCGAAGAGCCCCCAGGAGCCCUCUCCCCCGUCGCCCCCGGUGAGUCUGAUCAGUGCCCUGGUGAGAGCCCAUGUCGACUCCAACCCGGCUAUGACCAGCCUGGACUAUUCCAGGUUCCAGGCUAACCCGGACUAUCAGAUGAGCGGCGACGACACGCAGCACAUCCAGCAGUUCUACGAUCUCUUGACUGGCUCCAUGGAAAUCAUCCGGGGCUGGGCGGAAAAGAUCCCCGGCUUCACCGAUCUCCCCAAACAGGACCAGGACCUGCUCUUUGAAUCCGCUUUCUUGGAGCUCUUCGUCCUGCGGUUAGCCUACAGAUCCAACCCGGUGGAAGGCAAGCUGAUAUUUUGCAACGGCGUGGUCCUGCACCGGCUGCAGUGCGUCCGCGGCUUCGGCGAAUGGAUCGACUCGAUCGUGGAGUUCUCGUCCAACCUGCAGAACAUGAACAUCGACAUCUCCGCCUUCUCCUGCAUCGCUGCGCUGGCCAUGGUGACAGAGAGGCACGGCCUGAAGGAACCCAAGAGGGUGGAGGAACUGCAGAACAAGAUUGUCAAUUGUCUCAAGGACCACGUGACUUUCAACAACGGCGGCUUGAACCGGCCCAAUUACUUGUCCAAACUGCUGGGCAAGCUCCCGGAACUGCGUACGCUUUGCACGCAAGGCCUGCAGCGCAUCUUCUACUUGAAACUCGAAGACUUGGUGCCACCGCCGGCAAUAAUCGACAAACUUUUCCUGGACACGCUACCUUUUUAAAAUAAAAGAGAGAGGGAGAGAGAGGGAGAGAGAAAGAAAAAACGAAAGAAAGAAAGAGACAGAGAGAGAGAGAAAGAGAGGGAGGGACUCUUCUUUGCCGCUGAGCUUUCCAAGUGAAGAACUUUCAAAGCCUGGAAGAGAGGGGGAAGGAAGGAAGGAAGGAAGGAAGGAAAGAAGGAAGCAGAUGAAGGGGCCUGACUAAGACACCUGGUCCGUGAGGAGCACCCAUGGGUGCUGCUGGGCUCCCAUCCCUUCAGACUGUGGUUGGCCUCUCCUGAAGGACAGAGACUGGACAUUGGGGUGGGGGUCUCUCUCUAUAGGCACCCUGGAUCCCGUUCCUUGGACUGCACACAAAUCCCAUGGUACAAGCUUUUUAUUAUCGCCUGAAACAGACAAACAGAAUCCUUCAUACACCCCGGUCUCCCCAAAACAAAACAAAAAAAAGGGAGGGGGGAAACAGAAUUUCCUACUGCUAUUAUGGUGAUGAUGAUGAUGGUUAUGUUGAAGGACUUUUUGAGAUAAGGAAGCUGAGCCUUAGCUGCUGCCGAAGGCGAGUGUACUAAGGGAACCCACCUAAGACUUUUUUUAUAUAUAUAAAAAUCAUUUUCUGCUGUAAAGGAAAGCUGUAAUAUAUAUACAGACGAGCAGUUAAGAUGUGGGGAGGGAGACGGGGGCGGCAUGAAUCGACAGAAGGCGAAGGAUUGUACAUUUCACCAGAUGCGGUUUGGCUUUUUCUUUCUUUCUUUUUAAAAGGAAAACAAAAACUAUUCUGUGCCUAUUUAUGAAUAAGCUAUUCAAACCGAUUCUGAUAAUAAUAAUGAUAAUAAUAAUAAUUUUUUUAAAAAAGAGAGUUGGGUGGGGGGAGGAGAAAGUAAAGAAUAACGAGAAUCAAUCAAAGGAGCUUGAAGAAAUAAAUAGAUAGAAGUUGACGAUUCAAGACCUAAUCGAGAGAAAGCAGGGCCAUUCUAGGAGGACCACGUUUAUUAUAGGCACUUGCUAUUUCAGUAAUGUCUAUAUUCUAUAAAUAGUAAUUUCAGACACUAUGUAGUCUGCUAGAUUUUAUAAAGAUUGGUAGUUCUCUAAGAAGCCUCGAACGUUUUUCUCAAUUGUAAAAUAAGUGGGCAGACGUGUUACACAGAUCCAAACAGAUUCUUCCUUCCUAAAACCCCAACCUGCCCCACUUCCCGGAAAAAAGCAAACACCUUUCGCCAGGGACCCCUAUUUCCCGUCUUUGUAAACACCGUCCGGCAUUCCUUGUUUGUAAGUGUCGUAUGUAUUGUUGAUGCUGAUUAAAAGAAAACAGUUUA